AAAUGGACGAGUCUCACUAAGAUUUAGGAGUAUUGGAAGACAUUGAUCCAAGUUUAGAAGGUGGAUUUAAAAUUUAAUUUAAUAAAGAAAUUAAUAUAGAAACUAGGUUAAUUUUCUAAAAUUUAAUUGUUAGAAUAUCAAAUGCAAAUACUGGCCCUUAAGAAAUAGGAACUCUUGAAUAGAUUAAAGUGAAAAUACUUGUCUAAGUAAUUUCUUAUUAUUAAUAUUAGGGAGAUCAAUAAGCAUUUGAGAAUUUAAAAAUAGAAUUGACUAGCGAAACAGAUCUAUUUUUUAAUUACAUUGCUAUGUAUUUUACUAUAUUAAAUUAGAAUUGAUAAAGAAAAUUUUAAAAAAAUAAAAGAAGAAUAGAAACUUACUAUUGAGUAUCCAUAAUUCUUACAAAUGUUAAUAAAACUAUUAAAUUCAAGUCAUAAGGAACCUAAUCAGUAUAAAUAAAUAAAAAAAAUAAAUUAGCUUCUUUUGUGUAUUUUUUAUGCAAUAGGAUGGGUCUGCUAAAUUAGAUUUUAUAGAAAAUUUAGAAUAUAAAUUCAUGGAAAUGUUAACAUUAGAAUUCAGUUGUGCAACUGAAGAAACUAUAAGAUAAAAUGUAUCAUUUAGAUAUAAUUUUAUGAAAGCUAAACUUUAAUUUGUUCAAAAUAGGUAUUUUCUAUUUAGAAUUAGUUAGAUUAAAUGAUAUUACAUCUCUAAUAAAAUUAAAGAAUCCUUCACUUUUAGCUCAACUUAAUAAAGUAUAAAUGAAUACCAAUCAAAGUUAGACUAGUCAAAAUGUAAGUAAAUACUUGGGAUAAUCUAGAAAAAACAACAACUCAUCUAAAUUUAUAUGA
Messenger RNA from Paramecium primaurelia, 845 nucleotides. NCBI's taxonomy places the organism in Eukaryota, Ciliophora, Oligohymenophorea, Peniculida, Parameciidae. The record is from the annotation of a GenBank genome assembly.